Messenger RNA from Panthera uncia (snow leopard), 3097 nucleotides. It is a transcript of the gene XKR5, whose product is annotated as XK related 5. Gene Ontology annotation, biological process: engulfment of apoptotic cell; apoptotic process involved in development; phosphatidylserine exposure on apoptotic cell surface. Bases 1 to 2031 code for a protein of 676 amino acids. Gene Ontology annotation, cellular component: plasma membrane. The transcript has 7 exons. The record is from RefSeq and is a predicted model, not a curated record. NCBI's taxonomy places the organism in Eukaryota, Metazoa, Chordata, Mammalia, Carnivora, Felidae.
AUGCACGCGGGGGCCUUGGGGCUCUCGGCCCUGCUGCAGGCGGCCGAGGAGAGCGCGCGCCUCUGCUCCGUGGUUUACUACUUCAUCACGGGACAGCCCCUCUGGGGGUGGCUGGCCCUUUCUGUGCUGCUGCCUGGCUUCUUGGUCCAGGGCCUGAGCUAUCUGUGGUUCCGAGCAGAUGGACAUCAAGGUCAUUGCUUGUUGGUCAUGCUACACCUCCUUCAGCUCGGCGUGUGGAAGCGGCACUGGGACGCCGUGUCCACUGCUCUACAGAAGGAGCGGGAAGCCUCCAGCCGAGGCCAGCUGCUGCUGCAGGAGGCCGACCUGUCCGCCCUCCGCCUCCUGGAAGCCCUCCUGCAGACCGGGCCCCACCUGCUCCUCCAGACGCAUGUUUUCCUCGCCUCGGACUUCACAGAUGUUGUGCCAGGCGUGAGCGCCCUGUGCUCCUGGUCCGCGCUGUCCUGGGCCCUGGUGUGCUAUGCCUGCUUCAUGGGCUUCGUGAAGCCGGGCCACGUCUUCACACCGUGGGCCGCCCUGCUCUGCCAGCAGCUCUGGAGGAUGGGCAUGGUGGGAGCCCGCGUCCUGAGUCUGGUUCUCUUCUUCGGAGCGUACCGCGUCUGGGUUUUAGUGUUUGGAGGUGCCCACUGGCUGGUGAUGACCUUCUGGCUUGUGGCACAGCAGAGUGACAUCAUCGACAGCACCUGCCAUUGGAGACUGUUCAACCUGCUCGUGGGGGCCGCGUACAUCCUCUGCUACCUCAACUUCUGGGACAGCCCUUCCAGAAACCGGAUGGCCAUGUUCUAUACGAUUAUGCUGCUGGAGAACAUCGUCCUUUUGCUGUUGGCCACUGACUUUCUCCAGGGGGCCUCCCGGACCAGCCUGUGGACCAUAGCUGGCGUCUUGUCUGGAUUUCUGAUUGGCAGUGUCUCGCUGGUAACUUAUUACAGCCUGCUACACCCUAAGUCCACAGACAUCUGGCAGGGCUUUGUGACAGAGGUCCGUGGCACUGCAGUGGUUGAUAGAGCAGAGAGAGAAUCUUCUCCCCGGGCCUCGGCCGCAGCUGGAGAGAGGCCAGGGAACCCAGGGGACAGUUGUGAGUUAACACAUCUGGGUAGGGCCCCUAGCCCACAGUGGGGACCCCCAGAGGCUGGGCUGGAAAGCCAGAUCGUUCAGGAAGAUUCCUUCCUCGGUCACCAUCACUGGCUGUUGGUGAAACUUGCCCUCAAAACAGGAAGUGUGUCUAAGAUCAACGCAGCCUUCAGAAAAGACGGUCCUGGCUUCUUCGGUCCCCCUGAGUGGGGGCUGAGCCAACACCACAACCAUCAGAUGACGCCCAGGUUUUCCCAGAAGGAGCUCGCAUCGUCACCCCACGACCCCCUCUCCUCAGACAAGGGCUGUGAGCCUCAAGUUGUCUGGAAAGCAGAGGCCAACCUGCUGGACACCUCAAGCUACGUCUCUUUGGUCAGCGACAAUCCAGACGAAGCUCCUGGCCGGCGGUGGUCAGCUGCACCCAGGGAGGGCAGCCCCAGGGGAGGAGCCGAGGCAGUUUCUCCGCUGCAGGGCAGGGGUGCAGGUGACCAGAGAGGAGGGGCAGGACAGGAGAGCGCCACCCUGUACUUUAGUGCCACGGCCGAGGGGGCCACAUCCCCACAGCGGGAAGCCGGGCAGGCGACUUUGCAGACACCCCUGUCUGGGAGGAGUUCGGAGCCCUCCCCUCGGCCGGCCACUCGGCCCUUCCCUGCCACCAUGGCCAGCAUUAGCCCGAUCCUGGGCCCGGGCCGCACCGGCAGCUUCCGCCCCAGCACAGGCUUGCCCGGCAGAGCCCUGGGCGGCUCAGAGCAUGGGGGACAGCAGGAGCCCAUGGGGGACCCGAAUCUUCCCACCAUUGCGGGGACACGGAUGGCAUUACCAGAGGUGAGUCUGAGGCCCGCAGACGAGCCUUGCCUCACAUCCACCCCCAAGUGUGAGCCUGCCCACGGGGACUGCGGCGGGAGGGCCCGGCCGAGGACCAUGCCAAGUUUCUCCAUGUGACCGCAGUCCCGGCGGGCAGGGCGACAGGCGGCCGAGUCACGCUGGUCCCUGGGCUUUGAGAUUUGAGACCUGAGAAUCCCAGUUCUACCUCUGCUCUCCGUGUUUCCCCCAGACCUGUUUGCACAACUGAAGCAUGAACGAGCUGGACCAGAUUAUUGGCGAGCUCCCCCACAAACACCAUGUACACACAUGUGCACAGAACACACUUUCCUGUCACGCUGUGGGAGCGGGGCAAGGGCCUUCCCGUCAAAAUUGCCCGCUUCCUUUUACCAACGAUAUGAUCCCGAUUUUUAAAUUUAAUUUAACCUUAGUUUUGUUGCUGUGGCUUCCACGAAAGUCAAAGGUAAAGAAAGCCCAGGGUUCCGUUUCAUUGUGAGUUACAGUUUGCCUCUGCUGACACGAGGGGAUGAUCAGUCCCUUAAAAAUGUAUUCUCCCUUAUCACUUUACGGACCUCCAUGAUAAGAUAAUGCAAGCCCUUUCUGGAAGCAGAUGAGAAAGCUGUACUUCUCAUCAUCAACAUAGCGGAAGAAUGCAAAUGUCAUCCUGAGAUUCCUUUGGCAGAAAAAAAAAAUGCUACCUUUGUUGCUGACCCUGCAGACCCCCGCCCCGCACGCCGGCCAGCCAGCAGCCUGGACCUCACACUCCAUUUCCUCUACCCCCACACUUUGCUCCCUCCUCCGUUCCACGGGGGACACUACCUGUGGUCUGGACUCGCCGGGCGAGAAGUGCGGCCACUGUCCAUUUCCUUCUCUAUUUCUUUCUCUUCUUCCCCUAAACUGGGCUCUUUGUAGACAGACAUUCACGUCAUUUCUGCAAGCCUUCCUUCAGAGCUGGUGUAAAAAGUGCAGGCAUAGGGGCCCCUGAGGGACUCAGUCAGUUAAGCGUCCGACUCUUGCUUUCAGCUCAGGUCGUGAUCUCACGGUUUGUGGGACGGAGCCCCAAGUCGGGCUCUGCACUGACAGCACAGAGCCUGCUUGGGAUUCUCUCUGUCCCUCUCUCUCUGCCCCUCCCCGCUUUCUCUCUCUCUCUUUCAAAAUAAAAUAAACAUUAAAAAAACAAGUUUAA